UAAAUCUAAGUUUUGUGGAUGUCGAGACCUCGCAAUCUCAUCGACAAAACGAGACAAACGAACGCGAUCAAAUCGCAAUAUUUUGAACAAAUACAAAUAUACAAUAUGGUAUUUUGAAAAAUGUACUUAAAAUAAAUUUCUUUUGUCACGUUGAUGACCAAUCGUCCAAACAACAAACAUACGUACCUUGGUGAGUGACGACUGAUAAGAAAGCGGUGAAGAGAACGGACAGCCGCCAAUCUGCAUGUGUAGCAUAUAUGCAUGGUGAUGCGCAUGUAACCGGCCAAGUAGAGCAUGCACAAACAAUUUACAAUUUAAAAAUUCUCAAAGCUUGUUUGAGUAUGAAAAACCACAUUAGGUUCUAGAUAAUAUUCUUACUUCUAAAUGUUAUGACAUGACAGGUCAAUUCGCUCCAGUAUUAAUCAUAACAGAGUUAAAUGGAUUUCCAGAACGUAUAAUUAACCAUUUUAUGCGUUUGUAAGACGGAGACAACGCAUGCGGGUGUACCGCAAGGUUUUUAGAUCAUAGUCUAAAAACCUUGGUUGUUCCGUCCUAUUAACAAUUAUUUUUAGUAAUAACUAAUAAACAAGUAAUAACUACUAAUAAGUAAUAACUUAUAACAAUAAUAAUUAUAGUUUUUAAAUAAAAUAAUUAUUUUAUCGUGCGCAUCACGACAGCACUGUACAGACGCAUGUGCCCAUCGUAUAAUAAUUGUAUUCAUAUUAUAAUGUAUUCUGUUUUCGGCGGCAGUCUGUAGUCAGUUCCCGAGGUGAGUGGAUCGAUGUACUCUGUCUGUUAAUAUUAUUUUUUACAUUGUUCUUUUAAAAAUAUGUUUUAUGUAUUAUCCGUUUAGACAGAACAACAGCAAUACAGAAUUCACUGUAUUGGGUACGCCGCGUCUGAAACAUUACAAUAAAACUAUGCCACGAGUCAAUCCUUGCAGCAAAUCGACUUUAUUUCAAAUACUUCGUUUUUCGUCAACGGAAACGACGGCUGUCAAAGAAUUUAACGAAAUCCCAGGACCAACAUCUCUGCCUCUGGUCGGCACCCUUUACCAAUAUUUACCUGUAUUUGGUAAGUACAAAUUUGACCGAUUGCAUCACAAUGGGUUGGCGAAACUCCGUCAGUACGGACCAGUUGUCCGGGAAGAUAUUGUGCCCGGCGUGUCCAUAGUGUGGAUAUUCAAACCGGAAGACAUCGAGACGCUUUACCGGAAAGAAGGCAGGUACCCGGAAAGACGUAGUCAUUUGGCAUUACAAAAGUACAGAUUGAGCAAACCAGAUGUGUACAACACUGGAGGACUUUUGCCCACGUGAGUCUAUGAUUAAUUUGGUUGAUUAAUA
Messenger RNA from Acyrthosiphon pisum (pea aphid), 1343 nucleotides. Its product is annotated as cytochrome P450 302a1, mitochondrial-like. The record is from RefSeq and is a predicted model, not a curated record. The coding region runs from base 837 to 1316 and encodes 159 amino acids. The transcript has 2 exons. NCBI's taxonomy places the organism in Eukaryota, Metazoa, Arthropoda, Insecta, Hemiptera, Aphididae. Gene Ontology annotation, molecular function: monooxygenase activity; heme binding; iron ion binding.